GUGGAAUCUGAACCGACAGAUUAUUCAACGCUUGCACUGAUCUGAAAUUAACUGCUUUGACGACUUAUGAACUGGAAUACAUUUGUGUCUGCGUCUGGUGAACCAGUAUACUCAUACUAAUGCAAACUGGUUAGGAUGUCAUUAUGGGUGGCACCUUUGGGAUGAGGUGUGGACUGCCUGCAGUCUUGCUUUGUCUGGCAGCUCUCCUCUGUGCCAAUCUACUGCUGUAUUUCUACCUAGAUGCCCUGUUUCAGGACACUAACCCUCUCUCAGCACACACACAGUGCCCGCUUCGCCACUUUAAAGUGGGCACCAUGACCACUUGUACCCCUUGGCUUCAGUGCCCUGAAAUCCGUGCUGAUGUCCGCCGUGUGAAGCUCAUUGGACAAGGGGCUGUGAAGAAGGUUUAUCUGUCUGAGUGGCGAGGGCAGAAGGUGGCGCUCUCCGUAUUGUCAUCGGAGCAGUAUACAGAUGAUUUCCUCCAUGGACUGUCAAUGCUACGUGCCUUGCAGAGCGCCCACGUCGUGACGCUUGUAGGGGAGUGUGAAGAGGAUGGUACGUUUGUUACAGAGUAUCACCCUCUGGGAUCAGCAUUGACUCUCGAUGCCACCCUCACUCAAGACCAAUAUCGCUGGCGAAACUCCUGGCAUACUCGACUACAGCUGGCCAUAGACUACGUUGCCUUCCUGGCGUACCUGCACAGCAGUCCAGUGGGCAUCCGUGUCAUGUGUGACUCCAACGACCUGCACAAAACUCUCAGCCAGUUCCUGCUCACAUCCGACAUGCGCCUGUUGGCCAAUGACCUGGAUGCGCUGCCUGAGGUGGAGAGGGGACGGGGAGGGGUGAAGUGCGGACACCAUGAGCUCACCGGGGACUUCGUUGCUCCUGAGCAGUUGUGGCCUUACAGCGAGGAUGUGCAGUUCUCAGAUGAAGCCAUGCCUGGUUACGAUGAAAUGACGGACAUCUGGAAGGUUCCAGAUGUGACACGUUUCUUAUUGGGGAAUGUCCUGGGAAGCGAUGUCAUCCAUUUUCACUUGUUUCAGAUCUACACAGAAUGUAAGCGGAAGGAGCCUCACAUGCGGCCAGCGGUGCUUGAGGUCCUCCGUGUGUAUCGCUCCGUCUACGACAGCAUGAUAGAGAGUCAAACACAGAGAGUUCGAGAUAUGUUGUAGAGCAUAAUGGUCAUUAAAGGGAUAGUUAAACCAAAAAUGAAAAUUCUGUUCUCAUUUACACCGAACCUGUAUCACUUUAUUUCUUCUGUGGAACAUGAAAAUAUUUUGUGAAAUGUUCCUUAUAAUAGAAGUCAGUGGUCACCAAAACAGUUUGGUUCUUCUAAAUAUCGUUUUUUUUGUCAGUCAUAAAGGUUUGGAGUAAAUGAGAACAGAAUUUUCAUUUUUGCGUGAACUGUCCCUUUAAGUUGAAAAGAUAGCACUGCAGUGCAAUGGGUUUUGUCAUACCACAUUGAAGAAUAUGCAGCAAAAGUGUGACCGCAACAUCCAGCAGAGGAUGAGAUGCAACAUCUCAGGGCUUCAGAUCUGAAUCCAGCUUCAAAUUCUUAUGCUGAGUCUGAAUUUUUGCAAUAAGAAGUAAAAAACUCUUGCAUAACUAUACAUCAUAAAACUUAUUUUCAGUUAAGUGAAUAGAACUUAUCUUACUGAUGCAGUGAUUGAAUAUGUAGAGUAAGUGUGGAUCUUAUUUAGAUUUGAAUAAGAUUAUCAUUCUGGAAACUAACCUGCUUUUUGUUUCUUUUUUCAGUAUUUGGAAGCCUUUUAAUAAAUCAUUUUCUCAAGAA
This is a messenger RNA of Carassius carassius (crucian carp), 1792 nucleotides long. RefSeq names its product protein O-mannose kinase (gene pomk). Lineage: Eukaryota; Metazoa; Chordata; Actinopteri; Cypriniformes; Cyprinidae. Gene Ontology annotation, cellular component: endoplasmic reticulum membrane. The transcript has 3 exons. The record is from RefSeq and is a predicted model, not a curated record. Gene Ontology annotation, biological process: carbohydrate phosphorylation; protein phosphorylation; protein O-linked glycosylation. Gene Ontology annotation, molecular function: ATP binding; carbohydrate kinase activity; protein kinase activity. The coding region runs from base 144 to 1172 and encodes 342 amino acids.